This is a messenger RNA of Gracilinanus agilis (Agile Gracile Mouse Opossum), 1488 nucleotides long. It is a transcript of the gene GFUS, whose product is annotated as GDP-L-fucose synthase. Gene Ontology annotation, molecular function: GDP-L-fucose synthase activity. Bases 98 to 1063 code for a protein of 321 amino acids. Gene Ontology annotation, biological process: nucleotide-sugar biosynthetic process. The record is from RefSeq and is a predicted model, not a curated record. NCBI's taxonomy places the organism in Eukaryota, Metazoa, Chordata, Mammalia, Didelphimorphia, Didelphidae. The transcript has 11 exons.
CCUUCUUCGGCAGAAUUCCGUUGCGUGGCCGGUUGGGACUCCUGCCGGAAGCAGCUUUGGAGCAGCAGGUGGAGUCCAGCGCUAAGGUGCAGCAGGUAUGGCAGAUUCAUCAGAGGUUACUCGGAUCCUGGUCACUGGGGGCUCCGGCCUGGUAGGGAAGGCCAUACAGACAGUGGUGGCUGAUGGUGCCAGCCAGCCUGGGGAACAAUGGAUAUUUGUUUCUUCUAAGGAUGCAGACCUAACGGACACAGCCCAGACUCGAGCCCUGUUUGAGAAGCACCGGCCUACACAUGUCAUCCAUUUGGCAGCCAUGGUGGGUGGCCUCUUCCGGAACAUCAAGUAUAAUCUGGACUUCUGGAGGAAGAACAUUCAGAUCAAUGACAACGUCCUGCACUCAGCCUAUGAGAUGGGCACCCGGAAAGUGAUCUCCUGCCUUUCCACCUGCAUCUUUCCUGACAAGACCACAUACCCCAUUGACGAGACCAUGAUUCACAAUGGACCCCCACACGACAGCAACUUCGGCUACUCCUAUGCUAAGCGCAUGAUCGACGUGCAAAACAGGGCUUACUUCCAGCAGUAUGGCUGCACCUUCACUGCCGUCAUCCCCACAAACGUCUUUGGACCCCACGACAACUUCAACAUUGAAGAUGGCCACGUGCUGCCUGGUCUCAUCCACAAAGUCUACCUUGCCAAGCGCAAUGGCUCAGCUCUGACUGUGUGGGGCACUGGGAAGCCUCGAAGGCAAUUCAUCUACUCCUUGGACCUGGCCCAUCUCUUCCUCUGGGUGCUUCGGGAAUACAAUGAGGUGGAUCCCAUCAUCCUGUCAGUGGGUGAAGAGGAUGAAGUAUCCAUCAAGGAGGCUGCUGAGGCCAUUGCAGAGGCCAUGGGCUUCCAAGGGGAGGUGACCUUCGACACAACCAAGUCAGAUGGACAGUUCAAAAAGACGGCCAGCAACAAGAAGUUGAGGACCUACCUCCCAGACUUCCAGUUUACGCCCUUCAAACAAGCUGUAAAAGAGACAUGUGGCUGGUUUGAAACCAACUAUGAGCAAGCCAGGAAGUGAUCCCAGAGCCCAGGAAAGAGGCAGCAAACAACCAAGACCCAGGAAGACAGAGGGGACUGGAAGGAGAGACUUGGUUGGAAGAAGCUGAGACAGCUGCCCUUCUGUCUUCUCCAGGCCUUCAAUCUCCAUAAAAGUUGGCUUAAGGAAGACCUAGUGAGUCCCUAGUCUCAACUAAGAUUUGGCUCUGCCUCUCUCUCCGUCUCUGACCUGAUUACUCCAGUCCAGCCUCAGGCUAGACACAGAGUUCCUUGUUCCUGGCAGGCUGGCUCCUGAAAGUCCACCUUUGCUAUCCUCAGGGAAAACUCCUCAUGCCUAGAACCUGGGAAACCUGGCCACCCCUUUAUACUCUUAGUCACUGGCUACCUGGGUUCCCUGUCCUUUCUGAUCAUUCUCUAGAAAUGCAAAUACAAUUAAUUUUCACAAGA